UAUGUUUUAAGGUAUAUAGUGCACUCUUAUCCGAUCAGUUGCGUCCUGAUGGGAUAACAUAUAUACGAUGGUAUGCAAAUAUCCUGUGCAUUAUGGGUAGUUGAAUUGGAGGUUCUUAUGAUGUGAUUGUGACCUGGAAGAUCAUAACAAGUGGGAGCGGAGUGUGUAGUGGUAGUGCCCACCACUCUCGGGGGGUCAGGGACUCAGUCGGUGUCGCUCCACUAACCAGGAAGGUGCCCUCUUGUUUACCUGGGCAGCGAGAAAAGGCGGCGUAUCACUUUUAACAGUGAGGGUUGGAAGGAAAGAUCAAGAAGAUUUUUGUGAAGUUCUUUGGUGCGAGUCCUCCACUGUGAAGGCUGCCCAAGACAUCGAAUAAUAAAACAUGUCUUACAGCAACAGAGAGCUCGUUGAAGAUUUUAUCAGCUACAAAUUAUCACAGAAAAAUGUUUUGAGUAGCCAGAGUGAACUGGACGUAUUACAGGUCAAUGGGACUGGAAUACUCAAUAGCUUCCCAGUCACUCCAGCAUCGAAUGGAGUUAAAGCAGUAAAAGAGGCACUUCGUGGCUCAGGGGACGAGUUUGAGCUGAGGUACCGGGCUGCUUUCAAUGACCUUGCUUCAGAGCUACAUAUCACCCCUGUUACAGCUUACCAGAGCUUCGAGGAGGUUGUUGGCGAACUCUUCAGAGAUGGAGUGAACUGGGGACGCAUAGUGGCACUCUUUUCAUUCGGUGGUGCGCUCUGUGUUGAAUGUGUGGAGAAGGAAAUGGUUCCUCUUGUGAGACAUAUAGCAGACUGGAUGACCACCUACUUGGAUAAUAACCUUGAUCCCUGGAUCCUGAGUAAUGGAGGAUGGGAUACCUUUGUCAGGAUCUAUGGACGACAUGCAUCAGCCGAGUAUUUCAAGAAGUGGCUGGUGGUUGGAGUGACUGUGACUGCUGGACUCGUGUUGGCCUCCUUUAUUGCACACACCCACCUGUAGGACCACCCGAAGAUCAAACGUUUACAGCAGCACUUGUCAGGAAUUGCCAGCGGAUUAUUUUGUAUUUUACUACAGAAUUUCUUUUGUCUGAUGUUUUUUUUUUUUUUGUAUGUUGUCUUGUGUCAGUAGAGAGUGUUAAAGCAGCGUGACUUCAGAGGUGGUGUUCACCUGUGUAACAUUGGAGGUCUGUCUCUUAUUUUAAUGGCGGCUGUUUGUAAAUAUAUUUUAUGUUCAUUCUGUUAAAUUUUGUUUUUUUCCUUGAGAAAAGAAGACAGACUCCGAGUUUACUGGAUUUUAUUUGUCGUGGUGUUCUGCAGCACUUGAAUGUUAUUAAAAUGUGUUUCUCUAGCUGUGCUCUGGUGGUCAGUUGUGCAGACGUCAGGUGAGUACCGAGCGUCACUUCGGACAGCAGAGGUUGCUGGCUGUUACGUCUUUUUAUGUGGAAUCCGCUCCACUAUCCCAGUUCCAGUCUCUUCAUCGUUUACUUCAAAUAAACUUGUGAAAAAGCACAGACCUGCUCGCUCUACGUAAUACAUGGCACCUUUAAUACUUGAAAAGAAAGGCUCAUGCCAGUUUGACCAACUGCACAAAGACGAAGCCCACUCGAGUAGAUUUUAAGUCAGAAGUGCCAGUUAGCGUAGGUCUCUGCCGAGUGCCAGUCCUUGCUGCCCUCCAGCUUGUGAUCAGAGGUUGCCUUGUGUUCUUUUGUAAACCUCCAGGUUUGUGAAUGUCGGCGAUCAAAGGCACACUUGUAUUCAGGCUCUGAGCUGAUGUGAACGCUCUGCUUAUUCGCCUCGUCUGGCUGAGCGUUCUUAUCGAGCACUGAAAUGAUUACCUUGUUUAUUUUUGAAAUGCUGCUCUCCUUCCUCAUUCAUUCCUGUUAUGAAAAAAAUAGGAAUGAGCCCCACAAUACUGAUGAUGAUGAUGUGCUGCUUCCUUAACCACACAACUAAAAGGCUGGAGAAGCUCGGCUGUAUGUAUUAAAAGGUCCCCAUGUUGUUCGUCCCUAACCACCUAACCAGCAGCAGACACCGCUUGCUGAUCAUGAAACUGGAUGACCUGUUAAUGGAUCAGCGCUGAGUGCUUUAUACAAAGCUGGCUAAAGACUUCCAGAGAUUUGGGGGGUAUGGGGUUUAAGAUUUCUGGCAAGAGGCUGAUGCCAUCCUGGUUGCAGUUGUUGCCAGGGGGGUGAGAGAGAAGGGGUCCAGGAGGGGAAAAAUAUGAAGCGAGGAAGGAAUAAUUAGAGCCGAGUCUUGGAGGAGCACCAUGGCUGCAGGUUUUCAUUCUAACCCUUU
This is a messenger RNA of Polypterus senegalus (gray bichir), 2274 nucleotides long. RefSeq names its product bcl-2-like protein 1. Gene Ontology annotation, cellular component: mitochondrial outer membrane. Bases 383 to 979 code for a protein of 198 amino acids. Gene Ontology annotation, molecular function: protein heterodimerization activity; protein homodimerization activity. Lineage: Eukaryota; Metazoa; Chordata; Cladistia; Polypteriformes; Polypteridae. The transcript has 3 exons. Gene Ontology annotation, biological process: extrinsic apoptotic signaling pathway in absence of ligand; intrinsic apoptotic signaling pathway in response to DNA damage; negative regulation of intrinsic apoptotic signaling pathway. The record is from RefSeq and is a predicted model, not a curated record.